Molecule: messenger RNA, 3229 nt
Organism: Aspergillus alliaceus
Lineage: Eukaryota; Fungi; Ascomycota; Eurotiomycetes; Eurotiales; Aspergillaceae
Product: putative ARID/BRIGHT domain protein (SWI1)
Exons: 2
Coding region: 130-3129 (999 amino acids)
Biological process (GO): regulation of transcription by RNA polymerase II
Cellular component (GO): nucleus; SWI/SNF complex
Molecular function (GO): transcription cis-regulatory region binding
Source: RefSeq, a predicted model, not a curated record
CGGGACCGGCUUUCCAUCCUCCGCUUGUGAGUCGGCAUUUUAGUUGUCCAGCCUUGUCGUAAUUCCUUUUGAUGUGUCAUAAAUUCUGACAGCUUUCAUCUUGCAGAUGGGUUGGUAAAACCACACGACAUGAAUGCCUGGCUAGCCGACGCCUCGAAUCUCCCAAGCCAUGAUAAUGGUGGCUUCCACCAGGCGACUAUCGAUCCUUCCACAGCGUUCCUUCAUGCGUCUCCCACUCCCGACCCCAACCAAUUCCAGCGCAUGUUCAAUGGCGUCCCGCGAAAUGCUUCACCUGGUUUUCACAACCCAAACCAGGUGAUUCCAUCCAAGCGACCACGUCCCGAGGAUGGCAUUUCAAUGUCGCCCCGACAAGCACCAGGGGGACUAGCUGCGUCGCGAUCGCAGACGCCUCACCAAGUGCCCUUCCCAGGAUACCAAGGACCGGCAAAUGGCGCUACACAGUUCGCCCCGCAUCCGGCUCAGUAUCAGCACCUCCAACAGGGAGCCUCGCCCAAUGUUACUCAGUCACCGAUUAUCCAAGAUUUUGAUCAGCAUGGCGUACAGAGAAUGGGAACAGCCUCCCCUAGUCCGUUUUCUCCUGCUGGCCCUCAUGUUGGACCCCACGUAUCACCGUCGCAGUCAGACCAUCCAAGUAGAGUCAACACUCCGCAGAAUAACUCCUUCAUUCCCGGCCAACCAUUCCACCAGGGUAUGGCAGCGCAAUUCUCUCCUGCAACCACGAUGACUUCCGCCGCUGUGCAAGCUCCCAUGCAGGCGCAUUUUAGCGGCGUCCCUCAGGGAUACCAGGCAAUGGCUGCCCAGCAGCAACAGCAGCAGCAGCAGCAACAACAACAACAACAGCAGCAGCAGCAGCAGCGAAUACACGCUAUGCAGAUGCAAAACCAAGGCCGUCCGAUAAGUAUGAAUCCGGCUCUGGCAGGACGCCCCGUAGCAGCUGGUAUGAACGCCAUGGCCAACCCUCAACAAAUGGCGGCCAUUAGGCAGAUGCAACAAACGAUGGCGAAACCUCCCAACCCGGAAGGCUUCAUGAGGUCGUUGCAUAAAUUCAUGAUGUCACGAAAUCUGCCUCUGGACCCAAAUCCCAUUGUCUGCGGGCGCCCAAUUAAUUUGGUCCAGCUUUAUGCUACCGUUAUGAAACUAGGCGGAUCAAAAAAGAUCAACGCUACAAAUAUGUGGCCGGUAAUAUCUCAACAGCUUCAGUAUCCUCCGAUGCAGUUUCCAAUGGCUGCUCAAGAGAUUCGGGAUCAUUACCAGCGGAAUCUGGCUGCUUAUGAACAGGCUUUCCUUAGCACGCAACAGAAGCAGUUUGCAGACCAGAUGCAGCAGAAUUCGCUGCCACGACAACCUAGUGACCCCUCAGGCAUGCAGUUCCAGUCACCCAAUAUAAAACAGAACCAAAGUUUCGAGGCCUCACAGCAACUUGGACACACAUCUCCUAGUAAUGCGUCAGUGUCAAGCAAUAUUCCAAAUAAUGUGCCAAAUGGGUUCGCCACCCCAACGCCGGUGAAGGUGCCGAAUAAGCAACAACAGCAUCAGCAUAGACUCAGCGUUUCCCGCCAAUCUCAACCGCCUACAACCCCCCACGACCCUACUGGGCAACUAUCGGGUCAGUCACCUGCGCCAUCUGCCAAAGGCCCAGGGUCAGUGUCUGGAAAGGUUUCUGAUCAGAUUGACCAGAACCCUGACCAGCCUCUAAAACAUCCCAUCGAGGACCCCUUCAAACCUCUGGUCUUGCCCGAGAGUAGUCUUCAUGGUCCAGUCGCGGUGGAUGAAAUUUAUCAACUGAGUGAAGAGAUCUCGAGAUUCAAGCCAAAUGUUCCUGCCUUUUCUGAACUUGGUGUAAUUGAUAUACACGCACUCACGAUGAGCAUUAAGUCAGGGAUUCAUGCGGAGAUGCGCCUGGCACUAGAUACCCUUGCGACUAUCUCGUGUGAACCUGCAAUCCAAAUCUCACUGGAUAACUGUGAGGAUUUGGUCGACAGCUUGGUCGAAUGUGCAGAGGAGCAAGCUGAGUUUCUCGCUGAACAUGCUGCUGAGGUGUCGGAUGUUAUGCUUCUCCCCUCGUAUGAGGAGAUCACUCGUGGUUGUCAGUCCGAGUGGACGUCACUGGCCGAUGUCCCCGAAUUUGGGAGUCUGGACUAUGAUCUAGACCGAGCUGUUGAUAGACUCAUCUGCAUCACAACAAUACUGCGCAACUUUUCAUUUACUGAGUCGAAUUUCGGGGUACUUUCAACGUCACCCGUAGUUCAGUUUAUCUCCACCAUCAUCCGCUAUUUGGGAACUCGGAACAUGCUCUUACGAAAUAAUCAAAAUACCUUGGAUUUCAUGAAGGAUACAGUCAUAUAUCUGAGUAACCUGGCUCACACCAUCCAAUUGCCAAGCAAAGAAGAAGCUCUCUCCCUCCUACAUUUCCUCCUGUCAUUUGCACCAUUUCCCGGUCCGAACCAAGGACCGGAUGGCGUUAUGUUCACUGCAUACAGUGCCACUGUUCAUAAGUAUACACCGGCAGCGGUGGACAGCUUAGCCAAGCUUUUGGCGCGCGACGAACCUAACCGGACGUUUUUCAAGGCAAUCUUCUCUGGGGACGGAAGUGGUGUCCCUCAGCAAGAGCUGCUUACUCGUUCCUUUGGCCUUGCUAUAUGCCCGGUUCCUGAUCAGCCUCGGAAGCCCUUGGCUAUAGCUGAUGCCCGCAAAGUUUUCCUUAUGCAAGGAUUGUUAGCUGCCGAUAUUCUUUCGGGGUUUGCAGAUGGUAACCUGGCAAAAUCAUGGCUUGAAUCAGUUGACGGAUUCGCCAUCCAUCUUCUCCGACUUUCCUGCCUCUUGAGCACAGAGCGUGUUCCUCCUACCAACACCAACCCCCGUCAGUCACAUGCUGCUAGAGGGCAGGCUGAGGCAGAAGCAGCUGCUUAUAGUUCCAUCAUUAACCGAGGAUUGGCCAUUCUCAGGCGACUAGCCGAGAAGUCUAAACACGCCGACUCGGACUCGGCGCUGCGAUUUCCGUCUGGAAUAAUCCCGAAGAAAGAGAGCCUACUCGGGGCAUUACUCAUGCACAAUGUGGAUCCUGGAGUCGUGCGGCAACUGAUAACGUAUGCGCGACUUGCGGAAUGAUCUGGGCUCGGGAUAUGUGGUGUGCGGUUGGUUUUCCUUUUGGUUAUUUAUAGCGUGGGUGAAUAUCUAGCAUCACUUUCAAAUAUGUCACCUUGAUGUU